CGCUGCCCUUGGAUCCUCCGGCCUGCUUCGAACCGGACCCUCUCAUCUAAGGCAUUCGUCUCCUGCUCUUUGCUAACGCCCCGCGCACCACCUCCCAAGCCAAGCCUGUCUGUCCUCGGCCGAACCUUCUUCGCGAUACGUGCUUCCGUGUCCUGCCCAUGUCUGCACGGGCGUCCCUUCCCAAUCUCGUCGAAGAUUCCGUUCUAUCUCUAGCACCCAGAACUUUGUCUUUAGCUUUCCGUCAAAUUGAUUCCCCUCGAGGCCCAGCACGCAGUAGUCCCUCCAUCGUCAAUCUUCAGCUUCACCACGCCCCGCGGCGCACGCUGCACAGCCGGGCUCCUCCUCACCGUUCCGUGUGCGUGCGCACGCCUAUGCCCAUCGCUCUUCACCCACAGACGCGCGCCGUGCCGCACCCCGCCGCGCUUGCGUCCACCGAGUUUCAGCCUGCUCUGCCAAAAAUGUCAAUGUUGCUUCCCGGCCCGGCUGAUCUCCGCGCGUAUCGUCUCUCUUCCAUCGACUCUCGGCCAAGUUACCUGCACUUGGGAUCGGCACGGACGACGCUGACGCGCAUGUGUAUGUAAACUCGAGAGCGAAGAGCCGGAGCUCGCGAGCGUGGGUCUGCGUCCUUCGCGUUCUGCGGUGAGCUCCGGGUC
Fomitopsis serialis is the source of this 653-nucleotide messenger RNA. RefSeq lists its product as uncharacterized. NCBI's taxonomy places the organism in Eukaryota, Fungi, Basidiomycota, Agaricomycetes, Polyporales, Fomitopsidaceae. The coding region runs from base 159 to 581 and encodes 140 amino acids. The transcript has 2 exons. The record is from RefSeq and is a predicted model, not a curated record.